Molecule: messenger RNA, 1285 nt
Organism: Mesocricetus auratus (golden hamster)
Lineage: Eukaryota; Metazoa; Chordata; Mammalia; Rodentia; Cricetidae
Exons: 5
Coding region: 198-854 (218 amino acids)
Cellular component (GO): plasma membrane
Source: RefSeq, a predicted model, not a curated record
GUUGGAAGGGUUCCAAGAGGCUGCAGUUGGCCAUGGCCUCAGUCUCCACCAUAGACCUUCGUGAGUGACCUGGGCAUUAGGGCUGCGCUGACCUGCUCUGUUCCUGGGAGGAGGACCGGAAGCUGGUCCUGCGUGGCUGGUCCCUCGUCUUCAUCUUCCUGGCAACCUUGCUGGUGUUCAGCGUGGUGGAUGGGCGGAUGGCCUAUGUGCAUGGUCCUUACACGGGCUUCAUCGGCCUCUGGAUUGACUGCAGGAGGCACAAGUGUGCCAACGUGGGCCAAGUCACUGUUCACAUUCACAUGAGCAAGGGCUUCAUAUUUCUGGCCCUGGCACUGUGCCUCGUCCUGCUGCCCGCCAUGUUCCUCUCCUUCCGACCAGUCUGCCGCCGCUUGAACAAGAUCGACUUUGUCUUCAGUUUCCUCAGCAUUAGCAUCGGGCUCCUGAUUCUCCUCAGCUUGACGCUCUUUGUCAUCAACUGCAAUAGGCUGCGCCCGAGGCCACAGGUAUCCUACCAGCUGGCCUUCUACCUGUGCUGGUGCGCCAGCGUCUUGAUGCUGUGGGCCGGAACGCUGUCCUUCCUCAACCAAGUGCGCGUAUGGACCUACACCACACCUCUCAUGGAACGGAGGGUUAGCUACUUUCGUUGGGCCUCGAGACGCGUCUUGCAGCUGCAGCCCAUUUCCGACCAGAGAUUGGAGUCCACCCAGAGUCAGUCUGCUGCAAGCAGCUUAGUGAACCACCUUGAGGCUCCCCCCGGGGGGGACUCUGCAACUUCUCAGGACACUGAGGAGUUCUCGCAGCCAGAUGCCUCCACCUCUGUCCCUGUGACUCCGUCACCAUCGGACCUCCCUUGAGGUCCCACACUUCCCCUGAGAGCAGGUAGCACCCUCUGGAGAUAGGUGGCAAGCCCCGCUCCUCAGCUCUAGGGCCCACCCUUUGUAAUCUGAGUCUUGGCAAGGACCUCACUCUGGAAGUCCUCUAACACGGCGUGUCCCUGGAGCAGACACUGGUCCACCGUCUCAAGCAGCCUAAGCAGUGUGAUCCCGCCCCCAAGCCGGGCGAUGAUCCGCCCCCACAGGCCACGCCCCUAAGCCACUCUCCAUCCUUUGGUCCAGCCCCACCCAUGUAGUCCCCCUCCAGGGGCUCCAGGCGGACACUCUGCAGCCCAGUUUUGGGGGCAGCCCUUGCCCUACUGUGGACAGACCCCUCCUCAGGAAGACAAGGCUUGAUAUAACAUCCCAUCUCCUUCUUGGCUUUCGGACUCAAUAAAACCAGGCCAGCAGUC